This is a messenger RNA of Cicer arietinum (chickpea), 2931 nucleotides long. RefSeq names its product nuclear intron maturase 2, mitochondrial. NCBI's taxonomy places the organism in Eukaryota, Viridiplantae, Streptophyta, Magnoliopsida, Fabales, Fabaceae. The record is from RefSeq and is a predicted model, not a curated record. Gene Ontology annotation, biological process: mRNA processing.
UGCUAUUCCAAUUACUUUUUGUAGUUGCAUUUCCAGGGUUUCUGUUGGGUUUUGCUCUUCCGCUCCAUUCACAACGAUCCUUCUCCUAAACCAAACAUCAAACACCUUCAAGUCAACACAACUUCACUCCACUCUUCAAAUACAAUGCCUUGAACACAACACCCCAAACCCACAAACAUGCUCCGACGCCGUUUCACCCUCUUCUCCCUCCAACUCCUCACCAACAAUAAUCCCCUACACCCACUCCACACCUUAACUCCCCUACACCCUCACCACUACCGUCACUUCUCCACCUUCACCUCUUUCCGCCGUCCACCACCAGACCCAAACGACCCCUCAACUCUCCUCAAAGAAGACGCUUUCUCCCUUUGUUCCCAAAUGUGGGUCGACAAUUUCCGCCACCCCGACAAAAUCAUCACCAACCUCUCCUCCUUCCUCCGCCGCUUCGAACUCUGGCUCCUCGCUUACCAAAAAGUAACCACUGACGAAACCGGUUCCUACACACCACGAAGCUCAAUCCAAAGACCUGAGCUCGAAAAUCUCCUCGCUCUUCGUAACGCGGUUAUCGAUGGUAACUUCAAAUGGGGUUCAAGACUCAAAUUUCACAUCAAAUCACCUAUUGAUAAAACCGAUUACGAAUCGCUUUCGAAAAGAAAAAUCAAAAUUAUUUUAACCACUACACAGCCUACACCUUUUCAAGAUAAAAUUGUUCAGGAGGUUCUUUUGAUGAUCCUUGAACCUAUUUAUGAACCUAGGUUUUCGUCAAAGUCUUUCGCUUUUCGUCCCGGGAGGACGCCGCAUACUGUUUUGAGGGUAAUUAGGAGGAGUUUUGCUGGUUAUUUGUGGUAUUUGAAAGGUGAUUUGAGUACUUUGUUGGAUGGAGUGAAAGUAGGGUUAGUGAUUAAUGCUGUUAUGAGAGAUGUUAGAGAUAAGAUGGUUGUUGAUUUGUUGAAAUCGGCAUUGGUUACUCCGGUUGUAACAAGUCAAGUUGAUGAUAUGGAGAAGAAGAAGAAGAAAAGGAAGUAUCAGAAGAAGAGGGUGUUGAAUGAGGAUGAACCUAAGCCUGAUCCUUAUUGGUUAGACACUUUUUUUGGUUUUGCACCCGAGGAAGCUGAGAAGGUUCCUAAUUGGGGGCAUUGUGGUGUUUUGAGUCCUCUUUUGGCUAAUAUUGUUUUGGAUGAGUUGGAUCAAUGGUUAGAAGGAAAAAUUAAGGAUUUUUAUGUUCCUUCCAAGAGUGAUGUUAUAUGGAAUAGUCCCGAAGGGGAAGCUGAGCAAGGAAACACUUCGUGGCCAGAGUUUGUUCCUACUAGCGGACCUGAUAAAACUAGGAAGAUGGAUUUUAUAAGAUAUGGUGGUCAUAUUUUGAUUGGUGUUCGGGGUCCUAGGGCGGAUGCGGCGACGUUGAGGAAACAGUUGAUUGAGUUUUGUGAUCAGAAGUUAAUGAUUAAGCUUGAUAAUGAGAGUCUUCCUAUAGAACAUAUAACUAAAGGUAUAAUGUUUCUUGAUCAUGUGCUUUGUAGGAGAGUUGUUUAUCCAACUCUUAGGUACACUGCAACUGGUGGUAAGAUCAUUAGUGAAAAGGGUGUAGGAACACUUUUGUCGGUCACGGCGAGCUUAAAGCAAUGCAUUAGGCAAUUUAGAAAGUUGAGUUUUCUUAAGGGUGAUAAGGAUCCUGAUCCCCAGCCUUGUUUUAGGAUGUUUCAUGCCACUCAAGCUCAUACAAAUGCUCAAAUGAACAAGUUUUUGUCAACCAUGGUUGAGUGGUACAGGUUUGCAGACAAUAGGAAGAAGAUUGUGAACUUCUGUUCUUAUAUCAUAAGAGGUUCGCUUGCAAAGCUUUAUGCUGCGAAAUACAAGCUUCGAUCGCGUGCAAAAGUUUAUAAGAUUGGUUCACGAAACCUAAGCCGUCCACUAAAGGAGAAGAAAGGGCAGUCUCCUGAGUACCAUAAUUUGCUUAGGAUGGGUCUUGCCGAGUCGAUUGACGGGCUCCAAUAUACAAGGAUGUCUCUUGUACCCGAAACGGAUUACACCCCAUUCCCCGGUAAUUGGAGGCCUGACCAUGAAAAGUCAUUGCUUGAAUACAUAAAACUAGAAGAUCCAAAGACUUUAGAUGAGCAACAGAGUUGCAUCAGAGAACAAGGACUUGUUACACCUCAAGAUUAUAUUUCAAUGCUUGUUUGGAAUUACAAAAAGAGUUCUCUUCCUAUGGACCAUCUUUCCUUAGUGAAGAGCAAUGAAAGUGUUGCAGGGAGUCAGCAUUUGCUUAUUGGAUCAAACCAGGACGACCAUGAAAACACAAGCAAAGAGGAAGAAAACGAUGCAAGUAUGAAUGCAGCAGAAGUGUAACAAAAGGGUUUGUAUUAUCUUUCACCUUCCCACCAUGGAUGCUUGCCUGCCAAAGAAAGGACACAAUAUCUGAAGACUGGAGUUCUUUCGGGUGAGCAUCUCACCUGACUCGAACAAAAAUAUAGGGAUUGCCACAAUCCUUUUGAACCGCGGCACUAUAUCAGAUGCAAUUGUGGAAAAUAAUCCCACAUGAUGUUUAGGAGUCCUAUAUUGGUCAGUCCACAGAAAGGAGUUUUCAGUUUUGUAUGAAAAGUCUAAUAAAGUUUGCUCAUUGUGGAUGCAUAUGAUAAGGCGAGAAGGGAAAUUAAACAACUCAAGCAGGAACAUCUCAAAUUUCAUGUUUUACAUUAUCUAUUGGCUCUUUUUGUUCAUAUGUACUUGUCCCAUUUUUUAAUGAAUUGAGUACAUCCUCAACCCUUAGUUCUUGAUUAUUAUACUUAACAGUUAACAUAUAAUUUGGUAAACUUUCUUUCUUUCUCUAUGAAUAUGUACUAUGAGGAAGAAACAUAUAUUAGAUCUUGUUACUGAUUCCAUUCAAAGGGGAAAAUGAAGAAAAUAACACAAUAAUAGGCACAGUUUUAUUUA